AUGAGCGCCUACGACACCAAAGGCCAGCCAGCCCACAGCGCGGCCGACUGCGCGCGCCUCUGCUUGCAGGACACUAGCUGCGCCGCCAGCACCUGGCAGAGCUCUAGGUCGCGGUGCUAUCGGACCGCGCGCCCCGCCGCGGGCUCCCCAGAUCCUGUCGCGGAGGUGAACGAGGACGACGGCCGGGGGUACGUGGCGCUGCAACCACUGGGGGAGGCGGCCAACGACCACGACCGUCUCGACCAGGUGUGUCAGUCCCGCGUGGACGCUGCGCUGGCGCCGGUGCAGGAUCGCGUCCGGCAGUGUGAUAGCUUCAUUGAGGGGAAUUAUACGCUUCUGGAUCACACCAACAAAGAUAUCAACAACAUCCCCAUCGGGCAAGCAGAGACAGUUAUUGCAGGCGGGGCCAUCUGGAAGACAUAUUAUUUCCAAGCGGGUGGUGGCGGUGCUUCCAUGGAUUAUACAGACCAGAUCAGCACCGUUCCCGAAUGCCUCAAGUGGUGUGUGCAGCGCGCCGCGGAUGGCUGUGUGCGGGCCGAUUUGUCGCCAGAUGCGCCGCAGUGUCGGCUUUACAAUGGCUGGAACACGGCGACCCCGGGCCGCGGUAGUCAGCGGGCUAUGGGAACCCACAGUAGUGUCUUUGUGGCGAAGGCGUGA
Messenger RNA from Aspergillus japonicus CBS 114.51, 657 nucleotides. RefSeq lists its product as uncharacterized. The coding region runs from base 1 to 657 and encodes 218 amino acids. The transcript is spliced from 3 exons. The record is from RefSeq and is a predicted model, not a curated record. Lineage: Eukaryota; Fungi; Ascomycota; Eurotiomycetes; Eurotiales; Aspergillaceae.